Molecule: messenger RNA, 3292 nt
Organism: Anoplopoma fimbria (sablefish)
Lineage: Eukaryota; Metazoa; Chordata; Actinopteri; Perciformes; Anoplopomatidae
Gene: cpped1
Product: calcineurin-like phosphoesterase domain containing 1
Exons: 6
Coding region: 147-1088 (313 amino acids)
Molecular function (GO): hydrolase activity
Source: RefSeq, a predicted model, not a curated record
GUCACCGGAGGCAGAGAGCCGCACGGACAGCUGGGGCGACCCGACACUUAAUCUACACAAACAACCGGCUCGGAGGCUCGCUGACAGGCUCAAAGUACAAAUACCAAACUAGUUCACUCACACAGCUCCUUCACAUUUUGGAUCUUAUGGCUGAGAGGGAGGACAUCUUUCUCAGAGCUACACACCGGACCUUCAGCGGACUGACUGAAGAUGCAGAGCGCGAGUGGACGGGACCAUUUUGCUUCAUCCAGGCGGCGGACCCCCAGCUCGGGCUGAUGAAGGCCUGGAGGGACGGCGACUGCGACGGAGGAGGGGACGAAUGGGCCGAGGAGAUCCAGCUCACCAAGCAGGCCGUGGAGGUCGUCAACAAGCUCAGACCCAGGCCGAGGUUCAUGGUGCUUUGUGGCGACCUGGUCCAUGCCAUGCCAGACACCCCAUUCAGAGAAGGUCAGGAGCGAGACCUGAAGGCAGUCUUGAAGGGGACAGAUCCCUCCAUCCCGCUGGUGUUUGUCAGUGGGAACCAUGACCUGGGCAACACCCCCACCCCAAGGACAAUGGAGCAGUACUGUAGUGCUUGGGGGAACGACUAUUUCAGCUUUUGGGUGGGUGGAGUCCUCUGCCUGGUGCUGAACUCCCAGUUGUUCUAUGACGCCUCGGCUUGCCCUCAGCUGAAGGAGGCCCAGGAGACGUGGCUGGAGGAGCAGCUGAGCAGAGCCUCCUCCUCAACGGAACCCAGACCCAAACACGUCCUGGUGUUCCAGCACAUUCCCCUGUACCUAAAGAGCCCCGAUGAGGAAGACAACUACUUCAACCUGCAGAGGGACGUCCGGCAAAACCUGCUGGACAGGUUCAAGAAAGCAGGGGUGAAAGCGGUGUUCUCCGGCCACUAUCACCGAAACGCCGGCGGUUGCCACGACGGCCUGGACAUGGUCGUGAGCUCAGCCAUCGGGUGCCAGCUGGGCGAGGACACCCACGGCCUCAGGGUGGUGGCGGUGACCGCUGACGACAUCGUCCACCGCUACUACAGCAUCGAGCAGCUGAGUGCAAAAGGCAUGGACGAGGAACUCAGGAAGCUCCUGCAGGUCUGAAUUCCCAAGGAGGAGAAAUCUGAAAAACUCGGGUUGACAACAAAAACAACAAAAAAAUAAAUUCCCCCAUUCUUAGAGGCACACAAGAAGGUUUUUCGAGACUGGAACAUUGGUCACAUCUGCAGAUAAUAUUGAUAUAUUCCUAGUAGAUAUAUGAUAAGCUACAACUUAAGCUUUUGAUCAAGCAGGCCAGUCCAAUCAAUAAUUUUCAAGUUGACCAAUGAUCCAAUGGGAGAUGUAGGAAAACACCAAGGUAUAUCAAAAUAGAUCAAACUGGUUGAGACAAAGUGAAGACAAAGAAAAGAUACAUUUCAGCUUCAUCCCAAAAUGAGUUCUGGUUUGCACUGAAUGCUGCAGGUUAAUAUCUAACAGGGUGAUGAUGAAGAGUAUUAAAGGGUGAAGUUUUCCUUUUAAUGAUCCUAAAAUAUGCAGCUGUCGUAGCCAUUUCUAUGUUUGCUGUUGUUGGCUAUCCUAUGCAAUAUGUGUAUGUUUAUGUUUAAUGUGUCACGGUGUUUAACAUGUGGAGCUGACCUCUGAUCAGACUGAGCUGUCUGUUUAUGGCCCCCUACACUGCGUCUACAGGUAAAUAUAGUAACUGAACUUUUUUAUGUUCAGCCAGAAUACUGCUAUAGAGAGUCUUUUAAUAUAUUUUGGUUUGAGAGGUUAUUCUUAUUCAAUUCAUUAUAACAAAAAAGAAUGAAGUUCGAAAGUUUUAAUCCUUAAGAAUUAUUAAAAUAGACCUUUUUGCCGCAUUACAAAUACAGAGUGAGUGUAGUAAACAGCAGGGCUGAUAUUAAUCAGAUAAAACAGUGGGGCUGAAUUCCAUAACUUGAUUUCAUGCGAAUCCCCUGUGCGGGUGAAGGGAAAUCAAAGCCAGCACUUGUUAGAGGCGGACCCCGCCACUAACAAGGAAAACUAUUACAUAAAGAGAAAAAAAUUGGUCCAUGAAUAUUUAAAUAAAUGGGAUUUUAUGUAGGGAAAUCUUAACCUUUGAUGUCUGAUCCUUUGUUGGACAGCAGACUUUAUUUGUGCCCAAACCCAUAUCCAUGAUGUAGCGUUGACACCACAACUAAUCAGUUUAAUCUGUUUGGAAAAGCUGCUGUGAACUCUGUAAAUAAAAUCAAUAAGGUAUGAUUGUGUUUUUAAAUGGCAAGUUAAAGGACUGGUGUCAGGCUGAUAAUCGUAGUGAUAGUGAUGUGAUUAAUGGUAGGAGGAGCAAAGUAUUUCCUGAAUGUUUAGUCAUGGCUGAGACAGCCUCACAGGAUUACAGCCUACUGGUCGCAGUCUUUUUUAGAAGCUCACUGCUUUGAAAUUGUCCUUAAAAUGGACACUUAUGCAACAAAAUGACUUUGUCUUUGAGCCCUAAAUGAAAAUUACGCUACACACACAGACUCUCACACUCGCUCUGACCGACUCAGAAUUUUAAAGAGUUGUCAUGGCAACCUUUUAGCAACAUAUCUGUGUGUUUGAGGAGAGAAAGAGUACACACUUCCCGGCUGUGUGUGUGUGUGUGUGUGUGUGUGUGUGUGUGUGUGUGUGUGUGUGUGUGUGUGUGUGUGUGUGUGUGUGUGUGUGUGUGUGUGUGUGUGUGUGUGUGUGUGUGUGUGUGUGUGUGUGUGUGUGUGUGUGUCCGUCCGUCCGUGGUCUGCAGGUUACUGUAGGUGAUUUACCAUCAGCGACGCCAUCGCUGACCUCAUUUCACACUGACGGUUUCUGUCUCUUUUCCAAAAAGUCAGCAUGCGCUGGCGGGAGGAGGGAGGGCGUCUGAGAGGAAUGGAUAAUGAGUAUGAUGUGUGAAAGACGACUCAGUCCAUCUCCUUCAUUUCCUGUCUGAGAAGGAACCUUAUGUCCUUAUCUAUUUUUAUAUCCUCAUGGUAGCUGAGCUCAAUCACAUUGUUCUCUAUCUUUUUUGUGUGUGAAUUUGUUUUUGAGCACAUUUGCUCUAUGAAUCGGGGAACAUCACACGUUUCGACUUGUUCCCUCAUUGAAUUCUAAUGAAUGACCAUGCUAGACACUAUGACUGUGACAUGAUUGGUUGUAUUUUUCUAUAAUAAAUGUUGGUUUUAUCUUAUGAUUGCAGGGUGUUAACGUGUUUAUUAUAUUCUGUUAUAUUCGCAUCACUUCUUUAAAAGCUAUUUAGAGUACAAUAAACUUUUUAGGCAUGUGUUUCUAAACAGUAGUGAGACGUAACUUCUAUUGUCUGG